Molecule: messenger RNA, 5059 nt
Organism: Linum trigynum
Lineage: Eukaryota; Viridiplantae; Streptophyta; Magnoliopsida; Malpighiales; Linaceae
Source: the annotation of a GenBank genome assembly
GUAGAUUCUUCUCAUCUACUCCCACACAAGGGGAAGAAAAUGGAAAAAUAACGCAAGCAAGCACACUUGAAUCACUUGAUACCUCAUGUUAAAAUAAAGAAGAAAAAAGGAUAAUAAAAAUGGAAGGCCAGAACCCAAUAACCCAAUUAAUCUUUUCAGCUGGUGGUUAAAAAGCUUCCACCUUUGGCCGAGCCCAGAAAGUUUUUUCCUCUGAAUUCUCGGUUUCCUGCUGCAUCUGUUCUUCAGAGAGAUUUUGUUUUGCUAAUUUAGGGCUUGUGGCACUGCCAGUUCUCAUGGUUCAGAAACUGAUUCCUACGGCAAGAGAGUGAACUCUUUCACUUGGCACAGUGAGUUCUCUUUGGGUUCCUUAGUAUCCCUUCUUCACAGUUUCUCAGCUUUUUUCUCUAUGUUCCUUGAAUUGGGUUCUGGCUACUACGAAAAGGAUUAGAAACCAGUAAUUGUUGUUCGAAAGUUACUUCCUUUCCCUUGCCCUAUGGUUUUUUUCAUGGCUGUGAAAGUUUGUAAUUAUCUUCAAGCUUUGCCUGCUGAUUUUGCCUUGUGGUGAUGGUUUCAUGCAAAAUCUCCAAUUGGGUCCUUCACAAAGUUGUAGUUAUUGAUAGAAAAGAUAAAAUUCUUUCUAGUUUGUGCUGUUCUUGUGUGUGACUUGGUGUCAAUACUUGGAUAAAUAGUUGGUGCUCCCUCUAAAAUGGAUCUGUGAUUGCAGUUGAACUUGAACAAACCACAUCACUUAUUUGAUUGAGCGAUGUUUCUGCGAGUGGGGCGUGAUGGGUAUUCGGAUAUGAGCAAUACAAAUCCAUCCUGGAAGUUCCUCUUUUUGUUUUUCAUCUUCACUGUUCUCUUGUGCUUUGGCUCAUGAUGAUGAGCUCUGAGUAGUUAACCAAUUUUCGGUUUGGUUAUAGCUUUGUUGCAAACUCUGAAGCAAAAAGGUUCUGGAUAUGGAUGAUGAUGGUGCUAACUCUGCCUUUGGGAACUUCCCAUCCACCACUAGCACCAUGGAUUUGGAUUUCAUGGAGCAACUCUUUGAUGAAGGAUGUUGGAUGGGGACUCCUGAUGGAUUCACCUUCCCACAACAGCAGUACCCUCCGUCUUCCAACGAUCUAUAUCCCGCGUCGAGAUUCUUCCCCUCCCUUAAUCCCUUCACUGCUCAACAAAAAAUGGAUCAAGAAGCUGACUUUCAUGAUGACUCAACUGCCAAAGGAGGUCAACCUGUUGAAAUGGAUUCCAAAAACGGUUGCAAUGUCGCUUCGAUCACGUAUGUAGCAGGAUACGAGAGCCAUUCUUCGAUCAAAGAUCGAUUGGAGUAUGCUAUAAAGAAGUUGAAAGAGUACACAGAACAUAGAGAUGUCCUCGUGCAGAUAUGGGUGCCCAUAUACCACGGAGGCAAGCAUGUUCUUACCACCGAAGACCAGCCUUACUUCCUUACUCCCAAGUGCCUGAACCUCGUUAGCUAUAGAGAUGUCUCAAAAGGAUAUCACUUUGAAGCUGAGGCGGAUUCAAAGGAGUUCGUCGGGCUACCUGGUCGAGUUUUCUUGGGAAAGUUGCCUGAGUGGACACCAGAUGUUCGGUACUUCAAAACCGAGGAGUAUCCACGAAGGAACUACGCGGCUCAAUUAAGCAUCAGUGGCUCUCUUGCAUUUCCUGUUUUCGAGCGUAGCUGUGGGAGUUGCUUGGGGGUUGUUGAGGUUAUAACAACAACCAGAGAUAUCAAGUAUCGCCCUGAGCUAGAGAAUGUCUGCAAAGCUCUUGAGGCUGUUGAUUUAAGCAGUUCAAACAACUUUGUCCCUCCUACUCCUAGUGUAACGGGCUGCAAGGAGUUCUGUCAAGCAGCAGUUCCCGAACUGCAAGACAUUUUGGCAUCUGUCUGCAGCACUCACAAGCUACCUCUAGCACUAACAUGGACCCCAUGCUUCCGACAAGGCAAAGGUGGAUGUCGCCAUUUCGACGAGAGCUACGCAUGCUACAUAUCCACCGUGGACUCAGCCUGCCAUGUGACAGACACAGAGCUCCACGAGUUCCAUGCUGCUUGCUCUGAGCAGUACCUUUUCCUCGGCCAAGGAAUCGUUGGCAAAGCAUUCACAGUGAACAAACAAUGCUUCGCAAAUGAUGUCACGGCAUUCAGCAAGUCAAUAUAUCCCCUUUCUCACCAGGCCAUGGUGUUUGGCCUAAACGCUGCUGUGGCAAUCCCACUACAGAGUCAAAUUGGCGGUCCAGCCGAUUUCGUGCUGGAGUUCUUCUUGCCAAAGGAUUGCCAAGCGAGAAAAAAGCUUCGAGACUUGCUUCCCCUCACUGUUCAGCAGGCUUCUCGUAGCUUACGAGUUGUGAUGGAGAAAGAGGUAGAGGAAGAGAUGGACCUGCGAGCUUCAGUUCCAGAAGAGUCUUCUUGGAUAAGCCGAUUUAUGGAGGCUCAAGGGGAAGGUGACACUUUCUCUUUCUCAAUGGAAUGUGCAAAGGAAGAACCUCAAGAGGAGUUUAAGGUGAUGAAAUACUGGGAGACCAAUCAGAAGGAGAUGAAUGCUAGGCCCGUCUCUACUGAGCAUCAAUCAUCGAGCAGUAUUAGAAGGACGAGCGAGAAGCGACGAACCAAAACUGAGAAGACUGUUAGCUUGGAAGUGCUAAGGCAGUAUUUUGCUGGUAGCCUUAAAGAUGCUGCCAAGUGUCUUGGUGUGUGCCCCACUACUCUGAAAAGGAUAUGCAGGCAAUAUGGGAUCAACCGAUGGCCUUCUCGUAAGAUCAAGAAGGUUGGCCACACUCUGAAGAAGCUCCAACUUGUAAUCGACUCGGUGCAAGGUGCAGAAGGAUCCAUUAAAAUCGGUUCGUUCUACACUGCUUUCCCUGACUUGACAUCUCCAAAGGAAAACAACUGUUCUCAGCAACCAGAGAGCAGCAUGCUCAACAAUGUAACAGCAGCAGCAAAUGCUUCGAAAUCAGCAUCCACAUCCAGCAGUCAGAGCUCAGGUUGCAGUUCAUGUCAGCAAGAUGCAUUAUCCCUUACUGAAAACCCCAGCAGUUUGCUCAAGAGAACACACAGCGACGCAGAAUUGCUUGUAUUAAACCAUCACGAGGAGCUAACGCAGCACCAUCUGCGCAGAUCACAGAGCCACAGAACGCUCAAUGGCUGUCCUAAACGCGGCUGCAGGAGGUUAAGAGAAGGGAAUGGUUUCCGAGUUAAGGCUUCCUUUGGAGAAGACACGAUCCGAUUCAGCUUGCCAUCCAACUGGGGGUUUGUGGAGUUGCAGCAAGAGCUGUUGUCCCGGUUCAAUGUCGAUACAGCCUGCAGAAUCGACCUCAAGUACUUGGACGACGAUCACGAGUGGGUGCUUCUCACGUGUGAUGCGGAUCUCGAGGAGUGCAAAGAUGUUUGCAUGUCAGAACAGCGUCACACCAUCAAGCUUUCGGUUCAUCGGUCGACGCUAAGAGCUGCGGCAACAAGCUCAAUUUCAACAAUGAAUGAAUAAAUCAGUUCUCUCUCUAGUUGAUAGAAUACAUAGUGUGGAUAUUGUUUCUCCUUGCACGAGUUUGUGUAUGUGAUAGUUCCAGAGAUCUACCCAUCAUGUGGAAAUACAAAGGUGGGAGAUCAUUUUUACUCGGGGAAUGUUUGUAGUUCUGAUAAAACUGCCACUGGGAUCUUGUUUUUAUAGACCACUGGCAAUAAUCCAUAGUAGGAAUGUAUAACAGUAGAACAACCGUUGGUUGUUGCAUCAUCUUAUGUUUACCAGGUUUGUAACAUUAGUAAAAAGCUGGCAUCUUUACAGUAAACAUGUCGAUCUUGAAGCAAAAGAAAAUGAGAAGUGAGAAGCAAGGAAACUUGAGCAGCAUGAGAAGUUGUGUUGUCAUACCUGAUAUGCUCAAGAGCUUAGUUAAUUGGGCUUAAGAGGUCUGUAAAGUGUAAAGAGUAAACCAAAUGUUUCAGAUCUGAACGGGCCGGUGGUUAAAGUGGGCCUCACUUGCUAAUUUAAGAAAGGUCCAGUUAGGUUGAAGAAAGCCGAAAAUCCUAAACACGGGCCGACCAAUAGCGACCACUCGUUCACUUAUCCCAAGGCACCCGGCCAGCUUUUGUAACCAAAGCCAAACUUUUUAUAACCAAACCCACCCAGCUCGAUAAUCUUCAACUAGUUUGGUAAGCUUGUAUUUUGAAAAAUUCUACGAAUUUCUUGCAAAAAUGCUAAAAAGAUGUUACUUUUAUAUGAUUAAUAAUUAUUUUUUUCUUGAAAAGAUUAUUAUGUGAUGUUAUCUACUUUGAAUGCGGAUUUCUUUUUUAGGUCUGCUACAAUAUUUAAUUUUGAUCUCCAAAUUAAAAUUAACAAUGAUAUAGCUAGUCCAAUUUGUGGUUCGCUACAUGUGGGUUUCAAUUUCAAAUAUGUUGACCUUUUGUAGGAGUUGGUGUCCUGCCUCUUUUUUUUCUUGGACUAAUUAAAGCUUGUUUAGUGUGUGAUUAGUAGGUGCAUUUAUUAGUGGUCAUUUCAUCAAAUUGUCAGGUUAUUGGUCCCUAAUCAGUAAUCACCAUGAUAAUUACGUUUGUGGCUGUGAGACAAUAUUGAGCUUGGAAUAAGAAGAAAAAAAAACAUAUCAAUUGAUUGUUGAGAUAUGUGAAUGGAAUGAACAAAAUAAUUUGAAAAAUGAAUUAGACCAAAUGCAUGGUAUUUGUCGAUAUCAUAACAAACGGAUCUUUGUGUCAAUAUCGAGCUUCCUUUAAUGUCCCCCCUACCCCCUUUCAUUCACUUCUUAUAUAGGAGAGCCUCAUUGAAUAAAUAAAAAAUAUAUAGGAGAGUCUCUCUUAAAUUCGAUGCUAUAUUUAGCGGUUACAUGAAUAUUCAUUAAAUUUAUGUGAGUAUACAAUUCGGGUUUGCAGCUCUCAAUCGAUUGAGUAUCGGUUUGUAUUAAUGAUAUAUAAGUUAUCGGAUAUUCUUGGCAAGGAGUAUGUGAACACUCAAGCUAGCAUGUAGUUGUAGUUCAAAUCCGUUUGCAUCUUUUGUCUCUCUCUCUCUCGUGUUUAUACACAGACUGAUGUGGUAUGUACGAAUCAAGGGUAACGAUCAGG